This is a messenger RNA of Salvia hispanica, 1183 nucleotides long. RefSeq names its product CRIB domain-containing protein RIC6-like. The record is from RefSeq and is a predicted model, not a curated record. Lineage: Eukaryota; Viridiplantae; Streptophyta; Magnoliopsida; Lamiales; Lamiaceae.
AUGAAGGAACUCAGCUUAGCUCCUAGCAUAAAGUGUCGACUAUACUGUGACAACAAGGCCGCAAUAAGCAUCUCAGAGAAUCCAGUUCAACAUGAUCGAACCAAAUAUGUUGAGGUGGAUAGACACUUUAUCAAGGAAAACAUUGAAGGAGGCAUUGUAGAGCUGCCAUUUGUUCACUCAGAAGAUCAGCUUGCUGACAUUUUGACAAAGGCAGUCAACAAGAGAAAAAAAAAGCUGAGUUUCCUCACAAAAAAGGGGUUGGUUUGGCUCAUGUUGGGCUUCAAGUACAUUUCCCAGAUUUUUGAAGAGGAAGAAAAAGAAGACGAAAUACAAAUUGGUUUACCCACAGAUGUAAAGCAUGUAGCUCAUAUUGGAUGGGAUGGACCUGCUGUUGAUACCCCAAGCUGGAUGAAUCAAUUCAGUGGAUCUCCAGGCCUGCAUUCUGCACCUUUAGGUCCCCCAACUGGUGGAGAAAAAGGGGAGCCUGAAAUUAAAUGGGUCUCUGAAGAUCCAAGCACUAAGAGAAGUAAUAGAAGUGUUGAUCUCCCGGACGUGCCGAGAUCAUCAAGGCACAGUCAAUCAGCAGAAGGCAACGGCGAGUUGUCCCCGAAGAAGCAGAAAGAUCCCAACAAGGUAAAGCAGAGGAGAAACCACUCAAGGGAGACAUCAGAAGGAGGCAGUGUUAAGUCGAACCGGGAGCCAUCCGACCCGGGGGUCCCGGAUCCAGCCAAGAAAUCACGCAGAAAAAAGUCGAAGGAGUCCAACGGGACAGGCGGAUCCGCACGGCCACGAUCGAGGGCUAACAUCGAUCCCGGCCCCGAUGGUGAAUCAUCCGUCAAGAAUUCCGAAUUGGAUAAUCACCAAAACAACUAAUCAUAUUUCUCAACAAUUAUCGGUGUUUUUUUGAUCCAUAGUUUGCUCUAAUACACCAAGGGAUAAAUUUUCAACCUAUCAAGGGUAUAUGAUGGUUCCUUAGAAAAUAAACUAUAUACUUUUUCUUUCCCCUAUUUUCUCUUUUAUUUCUUUUUUUCCUUCUUAAAAGGGAUAUGUUGCUAGGCAACAACUAGUAUAUCUAACAUCAUAUUUAUUAUGUAAAUGCCAGUUUAUUUUGGCAGAGGUUCUCGCUUAACAUUGUGAUCUCUCAACUGCUUUCAGUGUGGUAUGUAUACACUACUUUUUGGCC